Molecule: messenger RNA, 582 nt
Organism: Laccaria bicolor S238N-H82
Lineage: Eukaryota; Fungi; Basidiomycota; Agaricomycetes; Agaricales; Hydnangiaceae
Exons: 4
Coding region: 1-582 (193 amino acids)
Biological process (GO): lipid metabolic process
Source: RefSeq, a predicted model, not a curated record
AUGACGCCUGACAGCCUCUCUCUUCUCGUUGAUGGGAAUGUAAGAAAAAGUAGCCUCGACCCAACUCUAUUCCCUGGCGUUCCAUUGAGCGUUCUCGUUCACUCGGGUUUCGCUAGGGCGCAUGCGAGAAGUGCAAGUUCUGUCUUGUCGGAAGUCAAAAAGCUCAUGAAUGUAACGCGCACAAGGAGUGUCACCACAGUUGGCCAUUCACUUGGGGGAGCAUUGGCUGCACUCGAUGCGCUGUUCCUGGCCUUGAAUUUACCUUCCGGAAGUGAAGUGAGAGGCGUUACGUACGGAACGCCGCGCGUUGGCAAUGCCGCUUUUGCCGAGCUUUUGGACUUCAACGUACCUGACUUUUUCCGAAUCAAUCACAGAAAAGACCCGAUCCCCAUCGUCCCUGCUCAGUACUUAGGUUUUCGGCACCCUUCGGGCGAAAUCCAUAUCGAUAGAAAGAAAAAUGCCGUUUUCUGCCCAGGUGUGCUCCCUUUGGAUUGUUCAUGGGAGCUUGUCGCUUAUAUGCACUAUUCCUUUCAAAAGGUGCCGAUAAUACCGUUGACUCUGAAUGCUCGAACCAGGUGGUGA